CUCAUUUCAGUAUUACUGCUGCUACUGCUGCUGCCAGACUUGGCUAAUCAAUAAUGCGACGAUAGCAGGGCCGAGAGUAAGGUAAGUAAUCUUACUCACUUGAUAGCAAGACCAGACCAAUGAUACGGGUCCCCCAGCAACAAUGGGCGCAAAUAAUCCCAGACUGGAGUCCCGAGUACCUAGCCGGCGGAGUCGCAUCCCGACGUCAACCAGUCAGACAAAAAUGACGCUCUCCGAUGGAGCCCAUGGCUCCCCACGAGAGGAAAUCGGAUGAAACUCAAUCAGGGCUAGAUGCAUGGGAUUGGCGCACCGUAAAUAAGGAGGGUGGAGAGCAGCACACCUUCCACUCCCCUCCCCCGUCGUCACACGCUCACAGGAUGGGAUGGUUGGAAAAUGGUGGACGAUCGACUCCAGGUUGGCAUUAGUGCGAGAUUAGAGAGAGAGACUGAGCGAGAGAG
Messenger RNA from Aspergillus piperis CBS 112811, 458 nucleotides. RefSeq lists its product as uncharacterized. The coding region runs from base 246 to 425 and encodes 59 amino acids. The transcript is spliced from 2 exons. NCBI's taxonomy places the organism in Eukaryota, Fungi, Ascomycota, Eurotiomycetes, Eurotiales, Aspergillaceae. The record is from RefSeq and is a predicted model, not a curated record.